AUGACAGAUUUAGAACCAAAAUCAAUUUUAUAUUGUGGAAUUUGUUCAUGGCCUCCUGAAUUUUGUGAAUUUGGACUUUCAAAGAAAAAAUGUCAAUCAUGGUUAGAAACAAAUGAUUCAGAACUUUAUUCAAAAAUUUAUUCAAGUAAUGAAUUACCAAAUAUUUCAACAUUAAGUUUAGAAAAAGAAGAUAAAUUAUCUAAAGAAUUAGCUAAAAAAGAACAUAAAGAAGAAUUAAAACAAGAAAGAAAUAAACAAUUGAAACUUCAAAGUAAAAUUACAAUUAAAAGAAUUGAAAGAAAUAAAAGAAAACAUAUUAUUUCAAUUUCAGGUUUAGAAAUUUUUGAAAUUGAUACUAAAAAAUUAAGUAAAACUUUUGCAAGUAAAUUUGCUACUGGUACAAGUGUUGUUAAAAAUGCUGAAAAGAAAGAUGAAAUUUUAAUUCAAGGUGAUGUAAGUGAUGAAGCAAAAGAAUAUUUAGAAAAAUUAUUAAGUGAAAAAGGUUUAGAUGAUGUUAAAGUUGAACAAAUUGAUGAUAAAGCAAAGAAAAAGAAAGCUCAAACUGCUUGA
This is a messenger RNA of Candida tropicalis MYA-3404, 570 nucleotides long. RefSeq lists its product as uncharacterized. The coding region runs from base 1 to 570 and encodes 189 amino acids. Gene Ontology annotation, biological process: formation of translation preinitiation complex; translation reinitiation. The record is from RefSeq and is a predicted model, not a curated record. Gene Ontology annotation, molecular function: translation initiation factor activity; mRNA binding. The transcript has a single exon. Lineage: Eukaryota; Fungi; Ascomycota; Pichiomycetes; Serinales; Debaryomycetaceae.